AUGAAACAAUAUUCCUGGACAAUUUCAGUUAUGAGAAAAUCUCGUGGUUUUGGUUUUGUUGAAUUUAUUGACUCCAAAGCUGUUGAUAAAGCUCUUCUUCAAAAACCAUAUAUCAUCAAUGGUCGAACAAUCGAGAUGGAAAGAGCUGUACCAAAAGAAAACAUGCAAGCACAAUCUGGAUCCAAUUCAACAGCAAAUUCUCGUCCACCACCUCUGAUUGUUCCAUCACAUCCUACUAUAUCAUCAUCAACAUCAUCAUAUAGUCAACAAGGUAUUAACUCAAAUGUAUCACAUUUUAAUCCACCAAUACCUCGUAAUGCUGUUUAUUCACAAUCAUUUGAUUCAAUGAAUCAAAAUCAAUCAUCAAAUUCAAAUUAUAUACAACCACCUCAAUCAUCUUAUAGACAAAAUCAACAAUAA
This is a messenger RNA of Rotaria sordida, 420 nucleotides long. NCBI's taxonomy places the organism in Eukaryota, Metazoa, Rotifera, Eurotatoria, Philodinida, Philodinidae. The record is from the annotation of a GenBank genome assembly.